Acanthopagrus latus (yellowfin seabream) is the source of this 3152-nucleotide messenger RNA. RefSeq names its product trichohyalin-like. The record is from RefSeq and is a predicted model, not a curated record. The transcript is spliced from 2 exons. Bases 518 to 2545 code for a protein of 675 amino acids. NCBI's taxonomy places the organism in Eukaryota, Metazoa, Chordata, Actinopteri, Spariformes, Sparidae.
AUUUGAUCCAUUGUUCCUAACACAUCCUCUUUAUUUGUACACUGUGACUUUUCAGCAUUACUAUCAGAAGACAGACAAUAAGGACAGAUGAAUUAAAGGGUUCUGAUAAAAGUUAUUAUCUCAUUAAAACCUCAGGGUUCGUAUGGGUGCUUGAAAGCCUUGAAAGUGCUUCAGUUUCAAUGUUGUGUUUUCAAGGUCUGAAAAGUGCUUGGAAUUUAGUUUAAGUGCUUGAAAGUGCUUGACAUUAUAACUCUGUGUUUUGGCAAAAUUGGGAUCAGACUGGAUAGUUUGCUUUUACACAUUUACACUUUGACAUAACAGAGAAAAAACACCAUCAGAUUAUAGUAAACCACAACAAACAGUGUCACUGUUGCUAUAGCAACAGAAUGAAGAACACCCAAGCAUGAGAUCAAAGAAGACAUAUCAAAGCCCCGGUGAUGUCAUGAAUUCUAGAAUGUUAAAACAUUUGAGGUGAUCUGACUUACACAUACAAAUCAUUUCAAAUCAGACUGUCACCAUGAGAGGAAAGAAUAGCAUGAAGGCUGAAGACUACGAAGAUAAUACCGGAGAGUCACUGGAUGAGAUGGAGGAACCUGAACCUCCCUUUGAGGACUGGGAGGAACCUGAACCUCCCUCUGAGGACUGGGAGGAACCUGAACCUCUCUCUGAGGACUGGGAGGAACCUGAACCUCUCUUUGAGGACUGGGAGGAACCUGAACCUCUCUUUGAGGACUGGGAGGAACGCGAACCUCUCUGUGAAGACCGGGAGGAAUCCACACCUCUCUGUGAAGACCGGGAGGAAUCCACACCUCUCUGUGAGGACCGGGAGGAAUCCGAACCUCUCUGUGAGGACCGGGAGGAAUCCGAACCUCUCUUUGAGGACCUGGAGGAAUCCGAACCUCUCUUUGAGGACCGGGAGGAGUCCGAACCUCUCUUUGAGGACCUGGAGGAAUCCGAACCUCUCUUUGAGGACCGGGAGGAGUCCGAACCUCUCUUUGAGGACCGGGAGGAGUCCGAACCUCUCUUUGAGGACCGGGAGGAGUCCGAACCUCUCUCUGAGGAGCUGGAGGAAUCCACACCUCUCUUUGAGGACCUGGAGGAAUCCGAACCUCUCUCUGAGGACCGGGAGGAAUCCGAACCUCUGUUUGAAGAAACCAGGACGAUCGCAUCUGCCCUGAAAAAGACAGAGGAUCUUUUGGAGACUGAGCGCCUCUGCUGGCAGAUGGAGAAAAUCUCUCUGCUUAAAGCGCACAGACAGGAAACCGAGAAGCUCACAUCUGCCCUUAAAAAGGCAGAAGAUUCUCUGGAGACUGAGCGCCUCUGCUGGCAGAGGGAGAAAAUCUCCCAGCUUGAGGAGCACAGAAAAGAAAUGCUACGGGAAGCAAAGGAGGCUGUGGAAAGAUCUCAGGCUUCCCAUCAAGCCCAGCUUGAGGAGCACAGAGAGGAAACCAGGAAGAUCACAUCUGCCCUGAGAAUGGCAGAAGAUCUUCUGGAGACUGAGCGCCUCUGCUGGCUGCAGGAGAAACUCUCACUGCUGGAGGAGACACAGAACUUAACAGCUCUCUGUCUGGCUCAGCUGGAUGAGCAGAAAUGCAAGAACAAAACCCUCGCAGCUGCUCUGAGGAAUGUUGAACAGAGGCUGGAGAGUCACCAGGUGGAAUGGCAGGAGGAAAAGACAUCCCUCAUUCAGGCCACAGAGGACUUCAAGCGGACUGUGCAUGAUAUGCAAGAGGAAGCAAAGGAGGCUGUGGAAAGAUCUCAGGCUUCCCAUCAAGCCCAGCUUCAGGAGCACAGAGAGGAAACCAGGAAGAUCACAUCUGCCCUGAGAAUGGCAGAAGAUCUUCUGGAGACUGAGCGCCUCUGCUGGCUGCAGGAGAAACUCUCACUGCUGGAGGAGACACAGAACUUAACAGCUCUCUGUCUGGCUCAGCUGGAUGAGCAGAAAUGCAAGAACAAAACCCUCGCAGCUGCUCUGAGGAAUGUUGAACAGAGGCUGGAGAGUCACCAGGUGGAAUGGCAGGAGGAAAAGACAUCCCUCAUUCAGGCCACAGAGGACUUCAAGCAGACUGUGCAUGAUAUGCAAGAGGAAGCAAAGGAGGCUGUGGAAAGAUCUCAGGCUUCCCAUCAAGCCCAGCUUGAGGAGCACAGAGAGGAAACCAGGAAGAUCACAUCUGCCCUGAGAAUGGCAGAAGAUCUUCUGGAGACUGAGCGCCUCUGCUGGCUGCAGGAGAAACUCUCACUGCUGGAGGAGACACAGAACUUAACAGCUCUCUGUCUGGCUCAGCUGGAUGAGCAGAAAUGUGAGAAUAAAACCCUCGCAGCUGCUCUGAGGAAUGUUGAACAGAGGCUGGAGAGUCACCAGGCGGAAUGGGAGGAGGAAAAGACAUCCCUCAUUCAGGCCACAGAGGAUCUCCGGAAGACGCUGCAGGAUAAGGAGCAGGAGUGGGAGGAGAAAGAAAGCUCCAUGAAGUCCCAGCUGGAAGAUCUCCUGAGCAAGAGGAGGAGAAAGAGGAAUUGGUUCAGGAGGUUAUUCUGUUUGGCCUGAUCCACUCUCAGGAACUGAACUGGUCUGCAAGGCCCUCCAUAACAAAAAGAAUUAGGCAUAACAAAAACAAUAGCAGGUACCGGUUCCUGAUCUGGGUCUGGAAGGCCUUCCAUAAUCACAUUUGGGCAUAUCAAAAAGAAAAGCAUGAAAAUUUAAAUACAAUUAAAUAAACAGCUCAGGAACUCAGGUCAAUAACAUGCAUUUGUUUUCCCUGAGCAACAACUGGUUUCCCCCGGGUGCUCCGGUUUGCCAAUUUUAAUUUAAGAAGAAAUUCUUAAAUUAAAAAAAAAAAUACAUUGCUCAGGUGUGUAAAACAAACAUCCCAGAACAAAUGCACAUAGACACCCAGCCGUCCGUGGAGAGGGGAUCUCUCUCUGAAUUGCCUUUCCAGAGGUUUCUUCCCAUGUCCUGGAGGUUCAUGGGGAGUUGUUCCUCGUCUUCUUAGAGAGCUUGGGCUGGGUACCGGUUCCUGAUCUGGGUCUGGAAGGCCUUCCAUAAUCACCUUUGGGCAUAUCAAAAAGAAUAGCAUGAAAAAUUAAAUACAAUUGACUAAACAGCCUUGAAAACUUGCAUAAAUAAAUGAAUAAAAAUAAUAAUAAUAAUGUCA